CCCCGAUAUCCCCCCCGAGCGCGCAUUCCCUCAACCCUCUCCUCACAGCGAGUGUCGAGUCGUGUUUCCUACUGUCUACUUUGGUCGCGUUCCUUAUACUGUAUCAAGAUGCAGUUGUGGCAUUCCCUUCUUCAGCUGACCGUGCUGGCUUCCACCGCCCUGCCGACCGCUGUUGCAGCUUCCGCGUGGGGUUUCACUGAUGCCACCGUGUCAGUUCACACCAAAGGCACCGGUGUGGGUGCUGGAUUCAGAGAAGCAAUCCCUAACAACAAAGCCCUCUCCAAGCCUGUCUCGCUCGGAUCUGCCGAUACCCUGAAAGUGACCUUGACAGCCCAGGAAGACCGCACUGCCAAACGCGCGCAUCAGGUUUUCCUCUUUCUCCAAGACCCUCAGACCGGAUUGGAUAUCUCGUAUCCCUUCAGCGUGAAGGAUAAUGGCAAAUCGAGAAUCGAGCUGACCCAGAAAGACCUUCCCGUUCAGUUCCUUUCCGUCUCCGAGCCCUUGGACGCGCGAUUUCUUAUCGGAUCCUUUGGCGACUCCGAUGCAUACAAUGGAGCUGCAUUUAAGCUGACGGUGGGCCGAAACCCCGACGAGCCUGUCCCCACUGUCGAAGUGUCGCGCUAUGGAAAGCUCCCCGAAAUUCACCACAUUUUCAAGACUGAUGCGCAGAGCCCUCCCUUGGUCAUCACUCUGGCCUUCCUCGCUCUGGUGCUUGCUGCACUUCCUGUUCUGGGCGGCGUGUGGCUGUUCCUCGGUGUGAACCUGAAUCACCUGCCUACUGCUUUCAAGUCGGCUCCCCUUCCACAUGCCGUCUUCCUCGGCUCGCUCUUUGCUAUCCAGGGCAUCUUCUUCUUGUACUAUACCUCUUGGAACCUUUUCCAGAUCCUUCCUGCGGUCGCGGUGGCUGGUACCGUCGCAUUCGUCAGCGGCAGUCGUGCUCUUGGUGAGGUUCAGGGCAGACGGCUUGCCGGUCUGCGUUAAACAACCUAGGGUUGCUGGUAGUGAUCUGGGUGACAUUCACCGUCGGUGUUGUAUAUUAGAGGCCGCCUUACCUUAAGCGUUAGGUGAGCCUUUACUGGAUCAGUGUAAAAGAAGCAAUGCAGUCCCUUU
Molecule: messenger RNA, 1110 nt
Organism: Aspergillus homomorphus CBS 101889
Lineage: Eukaryota; Fungi; Ascomycota; Eurotiomycetes; Eurotiales; Aspergillaceae
Product: putative oligosaccharyltransferase subunit ribophorin II
Exons: 4
Coding region: 109-981 (290 amino acids)
Biological process (GO): protein N-linked glycosylation
Cellular component (GO): oligosaccharyltransferase complex; membrane
Source: RefSeq, a predicted model, not a curated record